UGCGGCCGCUCACCCAUUUAUCAAACAGAAAGCCUUCAAUUUUACGGAAGAUCCUGAGAGAGAACGAAAAAAGUUGGGGGGAAGAAAAUGGAGGCGAUCGAUUACUUGCGAGACGAGAGAAAGGCGGCGCAGUUUGAUGUGGAGGCGAUGAAGGUUGUUUGGGCCGGAUCGAAGCACAAUCUCGAGAUCGCCGAUCGAGUUUCUCGCCUUGUCGCCAGCGAUCCUGAGUUUCGCAAGGAUACAAGGACGAUGCUCGGUCGAAAGGAGUUGUUUAAGAAUACUUUGAGAAAAGCUGCUUAUGCCUGGAAGCGGAUCAAUGAGCUGCGUCUCUCUGAAGAAGAGGGGUCAAUGUUAAGGUUCUUCAUCGAUGAGCCUUCUUUUCUGGAUUUGCAUUGGGGAAUGUUUAUUCCUGCUAUAAAAGGACAAGGUACUGAUGAGCAGCAGAAGAAAUGGUUGACAUUAGCCUAUAGAUUGGAAAUAAUUGGCUGCUAUGCACAAACGGAACUUGGCCAUGGUUCCAAUGUCCAGGGACUUGAAACAACUGCAACUUUUGAUCCGAAAACUGAUGAAUUUGUCAUUCAUAGCCCUACUCUGACUUCAAGUAAAUGGUGGCCCGGGGGCCUUGGCAAAGUUUCCACACAUGCAGUUGUUUAUGCUCGUCUUAUCACUGAUGGGCAAGAUUAUGGUGUACAUGGUUUCAUAGUCCAGCUACGAAGUUUGGAUGAUCAUUUACCUCUGCCUGGCAUUACUAUUGGUGAUAUCGGAACAAAAUUUGGAAAUGGUGCAUAUAACACUAUGGAUAAUGGUGUUCUAAGAUUUGAUAAUGUGCGCAUACCAAGAGACCAAAUGUUGAUGAGGCUUUCAAAGGUGUCCAGGGAGGGAAAGUACUUGCAAUCUGAUGUUCCAAGGCAACUUGUUUAUGGUACAAUGGUUUUCGUUCGUCAAACUAUUGUUGCCGAUGCUUCCAAAGCAUUAUCUAGAGCUGUUUGUAUUGCUGUAAGGUAUAGUGCUGUUCGUAGACAAUUUGGCUCGCAGGAUGGAGGUGCUGAGACCCAGGUUAUUGAUUACAAAACUCAGCAAAGCAGACUCUUUCCAUUGCUGGCAUCAGCUUAUGCUUUUAGGUUUGUAGGAGAAUGGUUGAAAUGGUUAUAUGCAGAUGUGACUGGAAGAUUACAAGCCAAUGACUUUUCAACUUUACCAGAGGCUCAUGCAUGCACUGCUGGAUUGAAAUCUUUGACAACUUCCGCGACAGCUGAUGGCAUCGAAGAAUGCAGAAAACUUUGUGGUGGUCAUGGUUAUCUUUGUAGCAGCGGGCUUCCAGAAUUAUUUGCGGUCUAUGUUCCUGCUUGCACUUAUGAAGGAGAUAACAUUGUUUUGUUGUUGCAGGUUGCAAGGUUUCUUGUGAAGACAGUUUCACGGCUGGGAUCUGGGAAAAAGCCUGUGGGUACCACAUCAUACAUGGCGCGGGCAGAACACCUAAUGCAAUGUCGAUCUGAUGUUCGUCAAGCUGGGGACUGGUUGAACCCUUCAGUCAUACUGGAAGCAUUUGAAGCCAGGGCUGUGAGGCUAGCUGUUAAUUGUGCCCAAAAUAUUGCCAAAGCAUCAAGCCCAGAACUAGGGUUUGCAGAUCUCUCUGCUGAUCUAGUGGAGGCAGCAGCGGCUCAUUGCCAGUUGAUUAUUGUAUCAAAGUUCAUAGAUAAGGUGAAACAAGACUUGGAUGGAGAUGGAGUUAAAGAACAAUUGCAGAUCCUCUGCAACAUUUAUGCUCUCUCCCUGCUUCACAAGCAUCUAGGGGAUUUUCUCUCAACGAGUUGCAUCACCCCCAAGCAAGCUGCCCUAGCCAAUGAACAACUCCGUGAUUUAUAUUCUCAGCUGCGUCCCAAUGUUAUCGCACUUGUUGAUGCAUUCAACUACACCGAUCACUACUUGGGUUCCAUUCUUGGUCGCUAUGAUGGAAACGUGUACCCGAAUCUCUAUGAGGCAGCAUGGAAAGACCCCCUCAAUGACUCGGUUGUGCCAGAUGGAUACCAUGAGUACAUCCGUCCUCUGCUCAAGCAGCAAUUCAGGGUUGCUAGACUAUAGAAUAUUAUAGAUACAAGAUGUUCUAAGGUCAGUGCUAUCGGUGCUCUCUAUUGCUCGCGGAACUCGGAAAUAUUUACAAUAUGUCAAAAGAUACUAGAUAUUUAUAGGAAUAAUGAAGCCGUUGUUGGAUGGAAUAGUCUUGUGAGAUCACGUCAGAGCAUCAUACCACUGUUCUGUUCGAAAUCGUGGUUCGGGGGGCUUCUUUAUGAACACUAUUGUUUUAUUUAUGGACAAGUUUUCUGUGUUGCUGUUUACUGUGGUUGCAUGUUCUGAAAAUGUCAAACUCCCGUAAUGCUAUAUGUUCAGCAUCAUGCAGUUUUAAGUGCAGGCAGGAUGGGGUAUAAGAUGAAAUUAU
Messenger RNA from Asparagus officinalis (garden asparagus), 2437 nucleotides. RefSeq names its product peroxisomal acyl-coenzyme A oxidase 1-like. The transcript is spliced from 14 exons. NCBI's taxonomy places the organism in Eukaryota, Viridiplantae, Streptophyta, Magnoliopsida, Asparagales, Asparagaceae. The coding region runs from base 88 to 2082 and encodes 664 amino acids. Gene Ontology annotation, cellular component: peroxisome. Gene Ontology annotation, biological process: long-chain fatty acid metabolic process; lipid homeostasis; fatty acid beta-oxidation using acyl-CoA oxidase. The record is from RefSeq and is a predicted model, not a curated record. Gene Ontology annotation, molecular function: FAD binding; acyl-CoA oxidase activity; fatty acid binding.